CGGAGAGCACCCACAUCCCGCCUGUCUCCUUAUCACCGGUCGACCAGGCGAUCUGAAGCGUGCCCAUCUCUUCACGUACAUAACCGCUCUCCCGCCGCCUGAGGCAGCGUGCACUCGAACCAAACCCUGCGCUUCAACUUCCCGCUUCGCCCUUCUCCCCCCUCUCUUCCCCCUCUCUGCGUGCGCGAUCCUUCGACUAUCCGCCCCGUCUCCACCAUGCCGCGCGGAACACUCCAACCACUCGAGCUCGCCCCGGAGUGGCUCACAAAUAGCCCUGUCACUGCCGAUGACUUCCGCUGCCUCACCCCCGCCUCGACUAUCUUCCGCAUGUCGUUCGGUGCCAGGAGCCACUCAAAUCCACGCGAGAGCGUAAUGUCCAUGGAAAGCGACGAUGAAGAAUCCGAUGCGAGCACAUUUCUCUGGGACGAUGAGGAGAGCGAGUCCGAGGACGAUACGGACACGAUCGAAGAGCCUGAGCCCACUCCGGUCGUGCAGAAUCCCGAGCCCUCUCCCCAACCCCAAGCCCUUCCAAUACCUGCACACUCGCGCGCACCAUCAACGGAGUCCCUCGGCAAACGCAAAGAUCGCGCGAUAGAUUUCCGCCUGCCAUGGUUCAUGCAGGUAGACCCUGUGUGCUUGGCCACGCUCGAUGACCAGUUGUUGCAAUCCCCCAUGGACGCCUUCGCGGACCUGUGCUAUGCCCAGGCGGUGCGCGCCUCCGACAUCCCCACCGGCGAGGAACCAACUGGACACAGCUACGGCUACUCGUGGCGACGCCUCAGUCGCCUACUCUCCGCGUGCCCGGACGUAACACAAGCCGCGCUUGGGCUUGAUGGCCCUAGAUCGGAGCCGGAACGGGAGAGCGAGUCGGAGAGCGACACGGACUCGGAGCAGCUGGCGUCGCCCGAGCAGCAUGCGCCAGCGCCCGGCUGGGGGUUCAGUGUGUACCAGCCCAAAUCGGAGCGGGAGCAAUCGGAGAGUCCCUACAGGCCAUACACCUCACAAACGCUCAUCGCGAAGCCGCUCCCUGCCCUGCCCGCCUACGAGCCCGAGCCCGAAGCCCCUCGUACACCCCCAUCUUGCUCUCCACCGCCCCUGCGCCCGUCAGACGCGGUCACACAGGCGCAGCUCGCGUUCCUGUUUGCGGGAUCCCCGCCGCGUGCAGGGGAGAGCGUGCACUUCUUCCCGACGAAGGAGCAUCAGCCACCGAAGAGGGGCAGAAGCAGACGCGGAACGCUGCGCAUCUCCACCUCCACCACCGCUGCAGAUGGCGGUGGUGGUGGCAGCGGCACCACCACGCCUUGGAGCCCGCGCUUAGGCAUCUUCCAGCGUGGUUUGGCUGGCCUGCGCGCAGGUCUGUCGCACUAGUGCGUUGCGCGCAUGCGUCCCCCUCCAUACGAAUCAGCGCAUCAGCGGCGCUCUGCGAUUACAGCAGGCGCGCGCUGCAACAUGCGACUCGUUUCGUUCUCUGUGCCGACGAGGCAGCGCCUUCCCACAGGCCUCACCCU
Molecule: messenger RNA, 1508 nt
Organism: Trametes versicolor FP-101664 SS1
Lineage: Eukaryota; Fungi; Basidiomycota; Agaricomycetes; Polyporales; Polyporaceae
Exons: 3
Coding region: 217-1368 (383 amino acids)
Source: RefSeq, a predicted model, not a curated record